CUCCACUCUAGCAUCUACCAAAGAGGAAGUUCUGCUGGAAACGUCCUGUAAAGAGGCUUUGAUGUCCGGACAGCGGGAGGGAGAGCCCCGGCAUGAGGAGCAGGUUCCUGUGAUAUAGGAUUGUCCGAUGACAUCAUCAGUACCAGAUAAUGGAUGGGGACGGGGACAAGAUGGCGGAGAGGAUAUUAAAUCUUACCCUAGAGAUACUCUUCCUGCUUACUGGAGAGGAUUACUCCACGGUGAAGAAGACCUCUAGUAAUCUGAUACAUGAGAAGAACAAUGAGAAGAUCCUAGAAGUCGUCCACAAGAUGAUGGAGCUGCUGACUGGAGAGGUUCCUAUAAGGUGUCAGGAUGUCGCUGUCUAUUUCUCCAUUGAGUAGUGGGAGUAUUUAGAAGGACACAAGGGUCUGUACAAGGAGGUCAAGAUGGAGGAGGACCAGCCGCUCACAUCUCCAGAGAGAUCCAGUCAGAGGACAACACCAGAGAGAUGUCCGCGUCCUCUCCUUCCACAGGAUGGUCAGGAUUACUCCACGGUGAAGAAGACGUCUAGUAAUCUGAUACAUGAGAAGAACAAUGAGAAGAUCCUAGAAGUCAUCCACAAGAUGAUGGAGCUGCUGACUGGAGAGGAUUACUCCACGGUGAAGAAGACGUCUAGUAAUCUGAUACCUGAGAAGAACAAUGAGAAGAUCCUAGAAGUCGUCCACAGGAUGAUGGAGCUGCUGACUGGAGAGGUUCCUAUAAGGUGUCAGGAUGUCGCUGUCUAUUUCUCCAUGGAGGAGUGGGAGUAUUUAGAAGGACACAAGGGUCUGUACAAGGAGGUCAAGAUGGAGGAGGACCAGCCCCUCACAUCUCCAGAGAGAUCCAGUCAGAGGACAACACCAGAGAGAUGUCCGCGUCCUCUCCUUCCACAGGAUGGUCAGGAUUACUCCACGGUGAAGAAGACGUCUAGUAAUCUGAUACCUGAGAAGAACAAUGAGAAGAUCCUAGAAGUCGUCCACAAGAUGAUGGAGCUGCUGACUGGAGAGGUUCCUAUAAGGUGUCAGGAUGUCGCUGUCUAUUUCUCCAUGGAGGAGUGGGAGUAUUUAGAAGGACACAAGGGUCUGUACAAGGAGGUCAAGAUGGAGGAGGACCAGCCGCUCACAUCUCCAGAGAGAUCCAGUCAGAGGACAACACCAGAGAGAUGUCCGCGUCCUCUCCUUCCACAGGAUGGUCAGGAUUACUCCACGGUGAAGAAGACGUCUAGUAAUCUGAUACAUGAGAAGAACAAUGAGAAGAUCCUAGAAGUCAUCCACAAGAUGAUGGAGCUGCUGACUGGAGAGGAUUACUCCACGGUGAAGAAGACGUCUAGUAAUCUGAUACCUGAGAAGAACAAUGAGAAGAUCCUAGAAGUCGUCCACAGGAUGAUGGAGCUGCUGACUGGAGAGGUUCCUAUAAGGUGUCAGGAUGUCGCUGUCUAUUUCUCCAUGGAGGAGUGGGAGUAUUUAGAAGGACACAAGGGUCUGUACAAGGAGGUCAAGAUGGAGGAGGACCAGCCCCUCACAUCUCCAGAGAGAUCCAGUCAGAGGACAACACCAGAGAGAUGUCCGCGUCCUCUCCUUCCACAGGAUGGUCAGGAUUACUCCACGGUGAAGAAGACGUCUAGUAAUCUGAUACCUGAGAAGAACAAUGAGAAGAUCCUAGAAGUCGUCCACAAGAUGAUGGAGCUGCUGACUGGAGAGGUUCCUAUAAGGUGUCAGGAUGUCGCUGUCUAUUUCUCCAUGGAGGAGUGGGAGUAUUUAGAAGGACACAAGGGUCUGUACAAGGAGGUCAAGAUGGAGGAGGACCAGCCGCUCACAUCUCCAGAGAGAUCCAGUCAGAGGACAACACCAGAGAGAUGUCCGCGUCCUCUCCUUCCACAGGAUGGUCAGGAUUACUCCACGGUGAAGAAGACGUCUAGUAAUCUGAUACAUGAGAAGAACAAUGAGAAGAUCCUAGAAGUCAUCCACAAGAUGAUGGAGCUGCUGACUGGAGAGGAUUACUCCACGGUGAAGAAGACGUCUAGUAAUCUGAUACCUGAGAAGAACAAUGAGAAGAUCCUAGAAGUCGUCCACAGGAUGAUGGAGCUGCUGACUGGAGAGGUUCCUAUAAGGUGUCAGGAUGUCGCUGUCUAUUUCUCCAUGGAGGAGUGGGAGUAUUUAGAAGGACACAAGGGUCUGUACAAGGAGGUCAAGAUGGAGGAGGACCAGCCCCUCACAUCUCCAGAGAGAUCCAGUCAGAGGACAACACCAGAGAGAUGUCCGCGUCCUCUCCUUCCACAGGAUGGUCAGGAUUACUCCACGGUGAAGAAGACGUCUAGUAAUCUGAUACCUGAGAAGAACAAUGAGAAGAUCCUAGAAGUCGUCCACAAGAUGAUGGAGCUGCUGACUGGAGAGGUUCCUAUAAGGUGUCAGGAUGUCGCUGUCUAUUUCUCCAUGGAGGAGUGGGAGUAUUUAGAAGGACACAAGGGUCUGUACAAGGAGGUCAAGAUGGAGGAGGACCAGCCGCUCACAUCUCCAGAGAGAUCCAGUCAGAGGACAACACCAGAGAGAUGUCCGCGUCCUCUCCUUCCACAGGAUGGUCAGGAUUACUCCACGGUGAAGAAGACGUCUAGUAAUCUGAUACAUGAGAAGAACAAUGAGAAGAUCCUAGAAGUCAUCCACAAGAUGAUGGAGCUGCUGACUGGAGAGGAUUACUCCACGGUGAAGAAGACGUCUAGUAAUCUGAUACCUGAGAAGAACAAUGAGAAGAUCCUAGAAGUCGUCCACAGGAUGAUGGAGCUGCUGACUGGAGAGGUUCCUAUAAGGUGUCAGGAUGUCGCUGUCUAUUUCUCCAUGGAGGAGUGGGAGUAUUUAGAAGGACACAAGGGUCUGUACAAGGAGGUCAAGAUGGAGGAGGACCAGCCCCUCACAUCUCCAGAGAGAUCCAGUCAGAGGACAACACCAGAGAGAUGUCCGCGUCCUCUCCUUCCACAGGAUGGUCAGGAUUACUCCACGGUGAAGAAGACGUCUAGUAAUCUGAUACAUGAGAAGAACAAUGAGAAGAUCCUAGAAGUCGUCCACAGGAUGAUGGAGCUGCUGACUGGAGAGGUUCCUAUAAGGUGUCAGGAUUUCGCUGUCUAUUUCUCCAUGGAGGAGUGGGAGUAUUUAGGACACAAGCGUCUACACAAGGAGGUGAUGAUGGAGGAGGACCAGCCCCUCACAUCUCCAGAGAGAUCCAGUCAGAGGACAACACCAGAGAGAUGUCCGCGUCCUCUCCUUCCACAGGAUGGUCAGGAUUACUCCACGGUGAAGAAGACGUCUAGUAAUCUGAUACAUGAGAAGAACAAUGAGAAGAUCCUAGAAGUCGUCCACAAGAUGAUGGAGCUGCUGACUGGAGAGGUUCCUCUAAGGUGUCAGGAUGUCGCUGUCUAUUUCUCCAUGGAGGAGUGGGAGUAUUUAGAAGGACACAAGGGUCUACACAAGGAGGUCAAGAUGGAGGAGGACCAGCCCCUCACAUCUCCAGAGAGAUCCAGUCAGAGGACAACACCAGAGAGAUGUCCGCGUCCUCUCCUUCCACAGGAUGGUCAGAUUUUAUAUCAGGAUGAAGAUCUGCGCAAUAUUAAUGCUACAGAGACAGAUGUGAGGGGUGAUGAGGAAUACAAGGAGGAGAUCCCUACAGAGACAGAUGUGAGGGGUGAUGAGGAAUACAAGGAGGAGAUCCCUACAGAGACAGAUGUGAGGGGUGAUGAGGAAUACAAGGAGGAGGUUCUUACAGAGACAGAGGUGAGGGGUGAUGAGGAAUACAAGGAGGAGGUUCCUUCAGAGCCAGAUGUGAGGGAUGAUGAGGAAUACAAGGAGGAGAUCCCUACAGAGACAGAUGUGAGGGGCGAAGAGGAAUACAAGGAGGAGAUCCCUACAGAGACAGAUGUGAGGGGUGAUGACCAGUGUAAGGAGGACAUUCCUACAGAUAAGAGCCCAGAUGACUGUACUGGGAGCUCGGAGGGACAAGUGAUAUCUACAGAUUAUAAUGCAGAUGAUCCGGGUGUCACAUCAGAUACGUAUGAAGAUUAUGACAUUAUCCCAGAUGUACCAUCCACCCUUCACAGCAAAACUCUGUCAUCUGAUCCUUUAAAACAAAUCCAAUCUUCUGAUUCAUCACAGACCGUUAACCAGAAUGCAAGCCACAAAAGGGGCGAGAGAGCCCUAAGAGCUCAGAAAGGGAAGAAGUCAUAUCCAUGUUCAGAAUGUGGGAAAUUUUUUACUCACAAAUCAGAACUUGAGAGGCAUCAGAGAGUUCACACGGGAGAGAAGCCGUAUUCAUGUUCAGAAUGUGGGAAAUGUUUUACUCAGAAAUUUUCUCUUGUUGUCCAUCAAAGAAUUCACACAGGGGAGAAACCGUAUUCAUGUUCAGACUGUGGGAAAUGUUUUAAUCACAAAUCAGAACUUGAGAAGCAUCAGAGAGUUCACACGGGAGAGAAGCCGUAUUCAUGUUCGGAAUGUGGGAAAUGUUUUACUCAGAAAUUUUCUCUUGUUAUCCAUCAAAGAAUUCACACAGGGGAGAAAGCGUAUCCAUGUUCAGACUGUGGGAAAUGUUUUGCUUACAAAUCAGAACUUGAGAAGCAUCAGACAGUUCACACGGGAGAGAAGCCGUAUUCAUGUUCAGAAUGUGAGAAAUAUUUUACUAUGAAAUCAUCUCUUCUUUUACAUCAAAGACUUCACACAGGGGAGAAGCCGUAUUCAUGUUCGGAAUGUGGGAAAUGGUUCACUCAGAAAUCAUAUCUUAUUAAACAUCAGAGAAUUCACACAGGGGAGAAGCCGUAUUCAUGUUCAGAAUGUGCGAAAUGUUUUACUCAUAAAUCAAAUCUUCUGAAACAUCAGAAAGUUCACACAAAGGAGAAGCCGUAUUCAUGUUCAGAAUGUGGGAAAUGUUUUACUAAGAAAUCAUAUCUUCAGAGUCAUCAGAGAAUCCACACAGGAGAGAAGCCGUAUUCGUGUUCAGAAUAGGGGAAAUGUUUUACUAUGAAAUCAAGUCUUGAGAGACAUCAGCAAAUUUGCAUUCAUGUUAAGGAUGUGACUGAUAUUUAGUUAGAAAAUCAGAUCUUCACCAUCAUAGAUGUCACACGGGAAAAAAAGCUGUAGUCGUGUUAAGAAUGUUUAACUCAGAAAUAUAUUGUUUGGUAUUCAAAAAUUGUUACAGGAAAAGCCACUUUCAUGCAGGGAAAUAUUUUACUUACAAAUCAAGUUUUGAGAGACAUCAAGAAUUCACACUGGGGAGAAACCGUAUUCCUGUUCAGAAUGUGGGAAAUGGUGGGCUCUGAAACCCAAUCUUCACCAUGAAAGUCAUCAGGGGAGAAGCCAUAAUUAUGUACGAACUGUGGGAAAUGUUUUACUUAGCAAUCAGAUUGUGUUAAACAUCAGAGAAUGCACGUAGGGGAGAAGCAGUUUUAACCCCUUCAUAACACUUGCCAUACAUGUACGGCAGGUUUUGCGUAUUUAACGACAUCUGCCUUAAAGAUAAAGUGAUUGAAAACUGAAUAAAAAAACAUCAAAAAGUCACAUAUACCAUAAAAUGUUAUCAAUAGAAAUUGGAGCUCGCACCGCAAAUAAAGAACUUUCACAGAGCCCUGUAGACAUUUUGUUUUGGAGUAUUAAAUCCUAGCACGAUAAUAUAAAUCUGUGAUCGCUGUAAUCUUAUUAAACCAUAGAAUAAAGGUCACUGCGCAGUGAACGCUGUAAAAACAGAAUCCAUAGAUCAGUGGCGCAACUGCAUUUUAAAUUAUUUCUACCCUAUCGGUAAUUUUUUCCAGCUUCCCAAUAAACCAUGUGGAAUAAUAAAUGGAAACAUUAGAAAGUUUGUCCCACAAAAAAACAGCCCUGCUACAGCUUUGUGACUGGAGAAAUAGAAAAGGUAUGGCAUUUGGAUGGAGGGGAAGAAAAAUAAAAGUGCAAAAAAAAUUGAAAAUGGUUGCAGUGGGAAGGGGUUAUAAAUUAAAGGAAAUGUGGCGGGUGUGGAGCUCCCUUAUAGGAUGCUUUCUGCUUAGAGAUGAGAGAAUUUGUUUAGCAUUUCCCAAAAAUUCCUCUUCUGAAUCUUUUAAAAUGGUGUCCUCAAUCUGAGGGUCUGAAGACGGCGUGUUUUACAGGACAAUCUAAAGUAACUACUGUGAUUAAGAACAAGGACACUCCUAUGCAAGUGAUGGUCAUGAGGACUCCACCUCAACGUCUGCCGCUGCCACAACUACAAUUGUGACUCCUAUUUUAGACUUGGCUUCACCAAAAUACCUUUGUACCUGCUGCGGACAGAAGGCGGUGUAGAAUCUGACUAAUUGCAUUUAUUGCAGGACUCCAUUGUAAAGCCAAAGGACUAAUGAUUAACUGGUUGACCUGCGUUCUCAUAGUAUGCUUCCCGAAUAUGGAUUCCACUGGUUGUAUAGGUUUAAUUUGGCAAGAUAGAUAGUGGGGAUGGUUUAAAAAGUAGGAUCUUCUGGAUGGAUGCUGGUCAUUCCACAAUUUGCAAGAAUUAGUAUUCUUUCACUUUGUGUAAGUAGGAAGGUUCUCUUUCUCCAGAAGGGAGGUAGGGUGAUCCAUACAGCCCGCGAAAUAAUGAUAAAAAGAGGGGAGUAGUGUGAGAGUAAUGGGGUCAAUGUCAACCUUAUACUCAUAUAAUACAUAUAACAUGAAUGGUUGUGUCAUACAUAGAUUUAUAUAAAUUAACCUUAUUUCUAUAAUCUAUAUAUCCUCUGCAAAGUUUAUCAUUUAUUCCACUGUUUCAUAAUAUCUUGGCCUUAGAACAUAUUCCGAAGGCCAUCUGUAAUCAUGUUGUAACCUGAAUCUCUGUGAGGAAAAGGAAGUAUUUCACCAAAUUUGGAAUACAAUGAAGAAGUUUGAGAAAUAUGUAGUUUGAGCAGAUAUGUAUCAAUGAGAUUCUCAGAGAUUCUAGGAAAUGUUUGUUACUUUUUCACGAAUAAUGGAUCCAGAUGGUCGGUAUACAUGUCCAAAUUGGGUCCUGUAUCAGCCAAUUGAACUUUACCUGAAAACCUAAAAAUAAUCAAGGCCACCCAUAGAUAAAUACAAAUAUAGCAUCUUUACUAACCAAUACAACAAUGAGUAAAAAAUGCCGGGAGUGUUGAAAAGUGGGAAAAAACUGUCAAAUCCCAAAGCAAAGGUAAUCUGUAAGGGGUCCGAUUGUAGAACUUCCCUCUCCCACAGCCCCAGGAACAAAUUAGCAUAUGAGGGCGCACAAGACGCCCCCAUUAAGGUACCCUGGAGCUGCAGGAAGAGGGAACCCCCAAAGAAGAAGAAAUUGUUGACAAGCACAUAUACUAACAAUGUCAGAAUAAACUUAAAUUUAUUGCGAUCUAGGUCAGUGGUAUGUAAGUAGAAACUGGCUGCUUCUAUGCCAUCCUGAUGCCUUAUUGAUGUGUACAGGGAGUCCACAUCACAUGUUGCAAUAAUCAUAUCUGAAUCCAGAUGUAGAUCUUCCAAACAUCCGUGGUGUCUUCAAGAUAUGACGGUAAAUUCUCCAUUAGGGGGUGUAGGAUAUAUUCCACGUAUUUGCAGAUGGAGUUGUUUAGGCUAUUGACACCCGAGACAUUGGGUCUCCCCAGGGGUUGUUUCGUAUUCUUAUGAACCUUUGGAAGAAAAUACAAUGUGGGAGUUAUUGGAUGUUCCAAUAGUAGGUGCAUACUUUGCUGUGUUGUGUUUAUUCCAUCAUUUACCUGGUUUAAAAUCAUGGCCAAUUCCCUAGUAUAGGCUUAUUGUGGGAUUGUAGGUUAAUUUUCUAUAGUAAUUGGAGUCAUUCAACUGCCUUCCUGCUUCCCUCUCAUACAUAGCCAUAGGCCAUGUAACAAUGUUACCCCCCGCCCCCCCCCUUAUCUAGCCUCUUUAAUACGGACUAUGGACCCAGAACUAUGGAGACCCCCUCAGACCUUUUGGGGUUAACUCUGCACUGAGACUUCCACUGAUUGUGUUAG
This is a messenger RNA of Bufo gargarizans (Asiatic toad), 7966 nucleotides long. Its product is annotated as zinc finger protein 569-like. The record is from RefSeq and is a predicted model, not a curated record. Gene Ontology annotation, molecular function: RNA polymerase II cis-regulatory region sequence-specific DNA binding; DNA-binding transcription activator activity, RNA polymerase II-specific; DNA-binding transcription repressor activity, RNA polymerase II-specific. The transcript has 38 exons. The coding region runs from base 426 to 5000 and encodes 1524 amino acids. Gene Ontology annotation, biological process: negative regulation of transcription by RNA polymerase II; regulation of cytokine production; regulation of immune system process. Gene Ontology annotation, cellular component: nucleus. NCBI's taxonomy places the organism in Eukaryota, Metazoa, Chordata, Amphibia, Anura, Bufonidae.